This is a messenger RNA of Diversispora eburnea, 698 nucleotides long. The record is from the annotation of a GenBank genome assembly. NCBI's taxonomy places the organism in Eukaryota, Fungi, Glomeromycota, Glomeromycetes, Diversisporales, Diversisporaceae.
UUUUCAUAGAAUUACUCUUAGAAGGAAAAAUCUCAGUAAAAGCAUUAAUAUAUACAUCGUCGAAGUUUAAUACUAUUAGCAAGAGCUUGUUCGAUAGGCUUGGAAUGGAUCAUGAAAUAAGACCAACUUGUGAUCUGGUUAAAAACCUCUAUAAAGAUGUAAUAGCACACGAAGUAAAGAUAUGUUUUAAUUCAAAUGCUAAAAUUGUAAUAAAUGGUAUGAGUAUCCCGUUAAUUGAUGAAGAUUUUAACAAAGCCAGCUCUAGUAAAAAUAGUUCACUUAAGUCCGAUUUAUUAAUAGAGGAGAUCACAAAUAUGAUUAAGAUUUUAUCUCUCAGAAGCGAAGAUAAUAAGCAACGAAAGAAGUAUCAUGGUAAUAUACCUCCUGUAUCUCCAACACAUAGAAGAGUUAGCAAGAAUAAGAAAUAUCCUAAAGUAGAUUUAGGUGAUGGGUGUGGAAAGCUUUCAUUAAAAACGCAUCUCAAUAAUAUUUGGAAGUCAGUUCAUUCUAUAGAAAAUGAUAUAGAGUAUGGAGUUUUUGAAAAACUUCGUAUUAUUAAGUAUGAACUAAGUUAUAUAAAUAAAGCAAAGCUACCAUGGAUAAAAUCAGAGACAGAUCCUUCUAAUUCUUGCUUACACCAAAAUAAGAGCAAGAAAGGUCCGGAAGGUAUAUGUAAGGUCACAGUUGUAAAAAAGUGA